CUGGUUAAAGUUUUCUAAUCACCCGCCGUCGACGGACUCGUCGCAGUGGUAUUUAUUCGUCGUUUGCAACGCCAAGUUUUCAUAAACUUUGAAAAUUUAUUUUUUGUUUAAAAUAUUUUUACUGUAUUAUAAAAUUAUUGAUAAAAAAAUAAAACUGAGUGAAUGGAUAAAAUUCUUAAAUUUAAGUGUACAAUUAAUAGUUAAAAAAAUCUUUAAAUACAUCUAUAUAUACGUAUGUUACGUGUAUGGGUACUAGAGACUUAAGUUUAAGUAGGAGCCACGCCGUCAAAUAGACUACUUGAGACGAGUUUGAAAAUGGAGACACCCAUUAACUUGAACAAUUCAUUCCUAACCUAAAUGAGGAUGAUAUCCUGUGAAUCAGUGACGAUUAUUUGUAAUUAACGGGAUUAUAAUAAAGUGUUAAUUUUAUCAGUUAAAAUGUCGACAAACGUUCAGUUCGCGAAUCCACCUCCGCCGACGGGGAUAAGCUUGCCCAACAUGUCGGUACCACCACCGACUGCACCAAAUUUAUCAGCACCACCGCCAAAUUUGACUACGAUAAACACCGCGCCUGGAGGAUUCCAGUCUCAGCAACAGCAGCAGCAGCAACAGCAGAGGUUUCUCAAUCACCGGGACAACACUCGGGGAUUUUUCAAGCCCUUCCGACCUUAUCAUGCCCCGAAGAUUGUUUCAGGAAGCCAGGAUGCUCUGCAAGACGAGUUUGAUGGCAAGAGAUUGAGAAAGUCGGUGAUGAGGAAGACAGUGGAUUAUAAUUCUGCUAUAAUUAAAACUCUGGAGAAUCGUAUAUGGCAACGAGACUUCCGUGACAGACGACCUCUUCAGCCAGACGUAAUGUAUUACCCAGACCUCUUACCACCUCCGAGUUACGUUGACAAUCCAAUCAAUGCUGUAACCACGAGGUUCGUCAAAACGGCAACAAACAAGAUGCGUUGUCCUAUUUUUUGUAUGGCCUGGACUCCAGAAGGUCGACGACUGGUCACUGGAGCUUCAAGUGGUGAAUUUACCCUCUGGAACGGUCUUACCUUUAAUUUCGAAACAAUUCUUCAGGCACACGACAGCCCGGUUAGGACGAUGGUUUGGUCACACAACGAAAGCUGGAUGGUAACCGGGGACCACUCGGGGUACGUCAAGUACUGGCAGAGCAACAUGAACAACGUCAAGAUGUUUCAGGCCCACAAAGAAGCGAUUAGAGGACUCAGUUUCAGUCCAACGGAUCACAAAUUGGCGACUUGCAGUGACGAUGGCUCCGUCAGAAUUUGGGACUUCCUACGCUGUUAUGAAGAGAGAACUCUUAAGGGUCAUGGUUCUGAUGUAAAAUGUGUCCAUUGGCAUCCCCAAAAAAGUCUAGUCGUCUCCGGAAGCAAAGACAAUCAGCAGCCAAUAAAAUUAUGGGAUCCAAGAACUGGCCAAGGGCUGGUGACGUUGCACGCUCACAAGAGUACAGUUAUGGAUAUUAAAUGGAACGACAACGGAAAUUGGUUGGUGACAGCGUCGAGGGAUCAUUUGUUGAAGCUUUUUGAUUUAAGGAAUUUGGGUCAAGAAGUUCAAACGUUUCGUGGUCACAAAAAAGAAGCUUCGAGUGUCGCUUGGCACCCAAGUCAUGAAGGUCUUUUCUGUAGUGGAGGUAGCGAUGGUGCUAUUCUCUUUUGGCACGUUGGAGCUGACAAAGAAGUGGGUGCGAUUGAGCAAGCUCACGACAGUAUCGUCUGGACAUUAGCCUGGCACCCAUUAGGUCAUAUUCUUUGCUCCGGUAGCAACGACCACACUUCGAAAUUCUGGACCCGGAAUCGUCCAGGAGAUCUCAUGAGAGAUAAAUAUAAUCUUAAUACCCUGCCUGCUGGAGCAGCUGGCAUUGAUGAUCAUGAAAUUGCUGAUGAAGCUGCAGUGAUACCUGGAAUGGGUCCUGAGGACAAAAUAAAUGAGUUCGAUCUUGAACAGUCAAUGGAAGAAGAUACUUCCCAAGGAAUACCUGGCUUGGACCUCGAUCACGCGGCAGAAGAAAGUAAAAAACUCGCAGCGAGUAAGAAAGUGCCGUAUAGUAAGCCUAUUCCCCGGAACUUCCAAGCACAGUGGAAUGAAAUGGAAGCUGAAGAUCCAGAGCAAGUGGAAGCGUUGAAUGCUAUUGUCAAUCAGUUAAUUGAAACUACACCAGGAGCAGUGCCUUUAAAUGAAGUCGCUCCUAAUGCUAUUAUUUUAUACGGAAAAAUAAUUCCUGUUGAACCUGGGUCAAAACUUUCCGAAGCGAUUGUAAAGGGCAACGACGCGAUAAAUAAAUUAAUAACUGCAGGUGAAAUAGAAGAACUGAGAGACGUCGCAAUAAACUUGCCAGAAGAACCAGAAAUAGAGGAAGACUAUUUGCAAGACGAAGGCGAAAUAGACUACACUAAAGUUCCAAAUGUAGAUUUACCACCGCCACUGCCUAGUUCAAAGUUUGCUCAAAAUCCGGAAUUAUUAAAAGCGCUAAACUACGGAGGGAAGCGUAAGUUUGAUCAGUUGAUCGCGUGGACUGAAGCGAAUCCAACCGACCGAGGAAAUAAAAUGCACCAACCGGUGUUUGGAGCCGGUGGAAUGUCUGAUGAUUCAUUGUCGAAUAACGACAGUGAUCUAAGGCUAAUGCCCGGUAUGAAGAACCCUCAAGAUAUGAAUUACUUUGCCAAUCAAGAUGAGGAUCUCAGGAGAAUCAAUAGUGUAGAUAACCGAGGAGCAAUGGGUCGUGACGAGGACAUGAGAAUGAAUGUCGCUUCAGCAAGUGGCCCGGGAAGGCCACCGGGUAUGAUGAUGAAUGAAUUCGACAUGCGCAAUUCAUUUGACAUGAGAAAUUCGUACGGUGACAGGGACUUUAGGCAUUUAGGACCACCUCCGAUAAUUGGUGGGUUCAAAAAGUCCUCCAUGGAUGGCAAUGACAAUUUUGGAAGUGGAGACAUGGAUCGCGAUGGACGACAACGGUCCUGGGACGACGACAAAGGAAUGAACAGCAACGACAGCGGGCGUUCUAAUUUCGAUAAGCGCGAUGUGUCUUCAAACAUGCAGAAUAACAGCAUGCAAAUGUCAAUGGGAAAUAUGCCUUCAGGAAAUAUGGGAUCAAACCACCACAACAUGCAGAAUAUCAGCCCGAACAUGCCCCCGUCGAUGAUGUCAAUGAUGCCUCCCCAUCACCAGCAGCAUCAUCAGAUGAACCAUCUUUCUAAUAUUCAAAAUAAAAAUAAUUCCAACAUGAUGGGAGGCAAUGACAACAGCGGCCCGAUGCCACCACACAUGAUGCACAUGUCCAACUUUGGACCCAAUGGACCUCCACCGAUGCCUCCCAACUUCGGGCCUAACUUCCGACCGCCCAAUGGGAACUACGGACCCAACCCACCCUACAGACCCAAUCCCAUGGCUCCUUUUGCUCCUAGUCAAAAUAUGCCUUUUAAUAACAAUUUUCCUCCGCCGAAUUUCCGCGGUCCCAAUCCUGGAAACACCCAGAUGUCCAACUUUGACCGUCCGCCCGGCUUCGGACCGAAUUUCCGCAUGUCGGGUAACCAAUCUGGACACGGCUCCGGCGGGGGUAAUUUUAACUCGGGGUAUGGGAAGAAUUAUAACAACAGCGGAGGCGGUGGGGGUAACAUGGGCAGCGGAAAUAAUUCUGGUGGUGGUAACAAAAAUGGACCCUAUCGUGGUCAAAGAUUUAAGAAUAAUAAUAAUAAUAAUAAUAAUAAGAUAUAAGAAUAAUAAUAAUAAUUAAAUUUAAAUUGUAAUAUAUUAUACAGUCCAUUGAGUGAUCUGUCGUCUUUUAAAAUAAUACCGGGUCACUUUCACGAGUUGCCUUGGAGUGGAAUUAUUAAUUUAUUCCAACACGAGGAAAUACCCUAUUACUAUUAUAUAUACAUGCAUAAAUAUUAAUAAUAAUAACAUUGAUAUUAAUAAGUAAUUAAAAAUAAAAUAGAAAACAGGCAAUUGCGUGUACUUUGAGAAGAUAAUGAUGAAAAGGUCGAUUCCAGAAGACAAUUUACUUAAUAAAAAUCAAUUAUCC
Cotesia glomerata is the source of this 4033-nucleotide messenger RNA. RefSeq lists its product as uncharacterized. Gene Ontology annotation, cellular component: mRNA cleavage and polyadenylation specificity factor complex. Bases 439 to 3726 code for a protein of 1095 amino acids. The transcript is spliced from 9 exons. Gene Ontology annotation, molecular function: protein binding. NCBI's taxonomy places the organism in Eukaryota, Metazoa, Arthropoda, Insecta, Hymenoptera, Braconidae. The record is from RefSeq and is a predicted model, not a curated record.